Messenger RNA from Prunus mume (Japanese apricot), 2787 nucleotides. Its product is annotated as cadherin EGF LAG seven-pass G-type receptor, putative (DUF3527). The record is from RefSeq and is a predicted model, not a curated record. NCBI's taxonomy places the organism in Eukaryota, Viridiplantae, Streptophyta, Magnoliopsida, Rosales, Rosaceae.
UUCAUCCCCCACCACGCCUCUUGGUUCAGUUCAGAGGGUUUUUUGUUUCAGUUUUUCAGACCCAAAACAAAUAAAGUUCAGUUUUUUUUUUUUUUUCAGGCAUUUCUCAUAAUUUCUUUCGUUCUUUCUUCAAUGUUGCCUAAAAACAGUUGUAAUUUUUUCUUGAAAAUGAAAAGAAACAGAUGGCUUGGAACCUAGAAUUGUGAGACGUGUGAUCUCAUUAGUAGUGGUGGUGGUGGCUCUUGCUUAUCUUUGCUUUUCCAUGUGCUUAGCUGGUUGUUUAUUCUUCUUCACUUGGCCACCUUUUUUCCUUUACUUUCUUUUUGGUGGUUCCCCAUUUGACCUUUCAGUCUUCUUUGUGUUUAAAGUGUGCGGUUGGGACAACAAGCUCAAAGUUUGAGGAGUAAGAACAGUGUUAAAUGCAUUGCAAAUAAGCUGCUUGCUUCUUCUUGGAUCCAAUUCCUAAGGUUUCUUGCAAGAUAAGAAUUGGACAGUUAUAUAAGGCUGUCUACCACCAAGUCUAUAUAAUUCGGUUUGAAGCAAAAUAUAGGGAAAAACUUAGCUGCCAUUAAUGUGUGGUAUUUAAUUGGGGUCAGCAGAUGGAUGAUAAGUUAGUAGAUGCUCAGAAAGAUCACCAGGGACAAGACGAUUCAUUGCAUAGAUUGAGCAAGGAGCGGGAAUUGUCAAGAAAUGGUACUUUAAAAUCCUCUGGGUCAAAAUUGAAAAGGUUAGUCACAUGGUCAAAUCCACAGCAUGCCCUAAUUUCAAAUGUUAAGUGUUCACAAAUUAGUAAAUGUUGCACAAAAAGUUCAUUGUUUCCAAGUGCUCUGGGCUUGGACAGAAGGAUUCCAAAACAUAUACUGAGCUUAGAUGAAAAAUUUCGUCGUCGUUGCAUGGAAUUGAUUCAUAUUAGUGCAUCCAAAGCUACCCGAUGCAGUGCAGUUGUGAAUUUGAGCUCGACAAAGAUUGGUGCUUUGCCUGAGAGCUUGAAUGUGGCUAAAGUUAGAAGUGGAGAUACAUGUAAUUCUACUAGGUUUGUUUUAGAAUGUCCAUUGGCAGCUGGAGGUGGGAGUGUAGUGAUAGGCCCUGCAGGACAGUGGAUUGUAGGUACAGUUAUGGGGAGCAAGAGCAUGGUGAAUAUAUUAAAGAGCCCUUUGUUCCACCAAUUCGGUCCCCUCGGUAGCAAUACAGACUUGACAAGAAUUAAUACAAAUGAUGUGAAAGGCUCAAUAUGCUAUGAUUUUACAGAAUCUCCUGGUGGAUUAAGUUUCUCUUCUUCACCGGUGCUAGAAAAGGAAACACCAAAUAAGGGAAGCCAUAAAAAUGGAUCUGAUACUGGCCACAAAAGGUUUGUUUCUCUGUGUAGUACAAACUCUGUGUGUUCUGAUCAAUCUUCUGCUUCUGCUCUCGCCACUGUUUCUCAAGGAAUGCUUCAAUGCACAUGGAAGGGAGGGAAUCCUCAUUUUGUUUUCUCCACAGAUCAAAAAAGGGAGGUCUAUGUAGCCAACUUGUGGAAGGUUGAGUCUGAAGAAGAUAAGACUCUGGACUAUGUAUACUUGUUCCAUUCAGGAAAGGGUGGGCAAAAGGACCAUGAAAUUCGAGAUGGUGAGUCACAGCUCGUUGGUAAGAUGAAAGUGAAUAAUUUGGUCUCGCUCUGCUCAAACAAUUCAAAGAUCAUGGAGACUGAGUUUGUUUUGUUUGGUGGUGGUAUUGAGAUGCAUACUUCUAGCCAUAAUCUCAGGAAGAGUAAGGGGUUAUCAAAGAAGGUGGCAGAAGUAUUCAGGUCAGGUCAUUCGUCCAAACAAAAAACCUCCUCCAAAUUGAGUGGACCAAUUUCGAAACUUGAAAGUUCUUCUCGGGAGUCGUGCCUAGAUACAGGCAACAAUCAAGAUGCUCUAGGUCUGCCCAAUUUAUUAGAAGAUCAUCUCCCUCCAAAUUUUGAAUUGGCUGCCAUUGUUGUCAAAGACCAUCUCCCUGAUGAUCGUAAGGAGGAGGCUGGAGGUUGGGGUUUGAAAUUUUUAAAGAAAGUUGGAGUCAAGAAAACUGCUACUGUGGAAGCCUCAGUACCUAUCGAAUGUUGUCGAAAUAAUGGUGAUUGCUCUACCAGUAUGGAUGUUCUAAUCCCAGCAGGUCUUCAUGGUGGGCCAAGAACCAGAAAUGGUGGUGUUUCAAGUCUUACUGAAAGAUGGAGAUCUGGUGGACAUUGUGACUGUGGAGGUUGGGAUCUGGGGUGCCCACUCACAGUACUUCAAACCAAAUCAAGCAAAGAAGACAUUUUCCCUCAAUCGGACACUCAGGGCGAGUGCAAGUCAUUUGAUUUAAAUCGAAAGGGUUCAGAACAUGGCCCUCCCACAUUCAGGAUGUUGAAUGUCCACGAUGGUUUAUAUUUUGUUCAUUUUCAACCAACUAUGUCCAUUCUGCAGUCCUUCUCAAUUGCAGUAGCAAUUAUCCAUACACAGAGUCCCACUCUCCGACCAAAAUGUACAGGAGUUUUAAGUACCAAAAUCCAGGGUUGAAAUUUGUGUAGUAGUUGUAACUCUCAUACUGUAUACAGCAGUGGGCAACUUAAAUUAUAUAUGUAUGUAUACAUUGGAAUCCAGAUGUUUUCUGUUGUGUUUUAUGGUUUACUUCAGUUACCCUGAUACAGUGAUAUCAGACAGUUUUCUGAUUCUAGGUUAGUUUGUAUUGGUUGGGAUUUAGUCCCUUGAUUCUUAGGCCAGAAACGCUUGUAAUCUGCUCAUUAGUAUUGAAUGUACGAGAUUUUGAUAUAAUUAAAUUGAUAGCAAA